AUGGCUUUAAACCUCCUCUCAUUCUCGGCUCGACCGUCGCCCACCUUCUCCGCCGCCACGUGUCAAGCCUCCGCCGCCACUUUCUCAGUGCACAGCCUUACUCCUCCGCCUCCGCCUCCGCCUCCUCCACCGCCACAACCACCUCUGCUGUCGCUCCCUCAAAAAUCUACCCCAACGCCUCUCCCUUCAUCUUCCUGUUCUCUUAACUGCCCCCAUUUUCAAUUCUGUUCGGGUUGUACUCACGAGUACAGCCUCCAUCAUCCGCCGAUUCUGGACGAGGCAAUUGACUUCUUCGAGAAACUCGGUGUGUCAGGCUUCGAUUUUGAUACUUGCAGACUGUGGGGAUGGAGGUGUCGUGCAAAGCUAGCAGUUCGGGGUUCAUCAACCAAGCCUUUGAUUGGGCUUUAUCAAGAACGCACUCACGAUAUAGUUGAUAUUCCUGAAUGCAAGGCUCAUCAUCCAAGUAUUAAUGCAGCUGUGGAGCUACUGAAACAAGGAAUGUCUAAAUUGAAUAUUGAGCCGUAUGAUGAAGAUCAAGGAACUGGAGAACUGAGAUAUGUACAGAUGGCUGUGACUACAUACAACACAUCUCUACCUGCUUCUCAAAGAUACAAAAACGGUAAAGUGCAGGUUGCUUUGGUUUGGAACUCCGGAAAUGAGAACUCGCCUAGUUCGGAAAAGUUAAAUGAUCUGGCCAGUUUCCUAUGGAGAAAUGGUGGGACAAAAGGGAAAGUCCAUUUGAUUCAUUCUAUCUGGGCUAACUUUCAGACAUCAACAAAUAAUAUUAUUUUUGGCAAUAGAUGGAGACAUCUUUUAGGUGAAAGAGACUUCUGGGAGCAUGUUGGAGGAAUUGACGUUUCUCUGGCACCGUCAAGCUUUGGGCAAGCAAAUACACGGGCAUUUGAUUUUCUACUCCGUAAGUUACACAAGUAUGUUCCUUAUGGUGCUUCAGUUGUUGAUCUCUAUGCUGGAGCUGGUGUCAUUGGAUUAUCUUUGGCUACCACGAGGAAAUGCCGGUCAGUAAAAUGUGUCGAGGUUAACAGAGAGUCAAAGGUUUCUUUUGAGAAGACAGCUGCUCGUUUAUCAGAAACCCUAGAUGGCAGCAUCAGUUGGCAUCAUGCAGACGCGUCGAAAGAACCAUUUUCUUGGCUCGUGGGUUCAGAAGUCGUAGUGGUUGAUCCUCCCCGGAAGGGGCUGGAUCUGUCUCUGCUGGAUACACUGCGGUCUCUGUCAUCUGUGGAGCUCAAAGCCAAUCUCCCUGAAAGUACCGGUGGGAAGGUGAAAAAUGAAAAAAGACCGUGGAUUCUUCGAGAAAGAGAAACUUCAGUGCAGGUUAACAGCAGCACAGUACAAGAGGAAAAUCGGUCCUUGCCUGAAACUCUAAUUUAUAUAAGUUGCGGAUGGGAUAGUUUUAAAGAGGAUUGCAUGUCACUGCUCUCUAGUAAGGCCUGGUAUUUGGACAAAGCACAUGGUUUCAAUUUUUUCCCUGGAACAGAAAGUAUUGAGGUCCUGGCCGUGUUUAAAAGAGGCUCUAAACCAAACAUCAAGAGAAGGAAAUCUGGAAAAAAGAAAAGACCCUCUUGA
This is a messenger RNA of Fraxinus pennsylvanica, 1584 nucleotides long. The record is from the annotation of a GenBank genome assembly. Lineage: Eukaryota; Viridiplantae; Streptophyta; Magnoliopsida; Lamiales; Oleaceae.